AUGAUGAAAAUAUGGUCCAUGGUAGUUUCCGCUGUUUUGAAAAAGAAGCAGCAGCAGCAGGACGAAGCGGCAGCUGCUGCCUCGAGCAAGAAGAAGAAGGUCACCCCAGCUCAGCUGCGCACACAGAAAGGUACUGCAUCCCCUAGUUUGCCGAAAGUAUUUGUCCACGCGCAAAAGCUAAUGCGACCGACCAUAGAUCUCGAAGAGCUAUCCCUCGGCACAACAAUGAAGACGCACUUCCCCAACCCUGACGAUAUCCUCAACUUCGAGCUCACAAUCGACCCAGACGAGGGCAUGUACAAGGGCGGACGCUUCAGGUUCGACUUCAAGAUCAACCAGAACUUCCCACACGACCCGCCAAAAGUCAAAUGCACACAGAAGAUUUACCACCCGAACAUCGACCUCGAGGGAAACGUCUGUUUGAACAUUCUACGAGAGGAUUGGAAGCCGGUACUGAACCUGAACGCGGUUGUUGUUGGGUUACAGUUCCUCUUCCUCGAGCCAAACGCGUCCGACCCGUUGAACAAGGAAGCCGCCGAGGAUCUCAAGCAGAAUCGGGAGGGUUUCAAGCGCAAUGUGCGCGCAUCGCUCGGCGGUGGUACAGUCAAGGGCCAGAGCUUUGAUCGCGUGCUCAAAUGA
Messenger RNA from Alternaria atra, 639 nucleotides. RefSeq lists its product as uncharacterized. Lineage: Eukaryota; Fungi; Ascomycota; Dothideomycetes; Pleosporales; Pleosporaceae. The transcript has 2 exons. The coding region runs from base 1 to 639 and encodes 212 amino acids. The record is from RefSeq and is a predicted model, not a curated record.